AUGAAAAAUUUACUAAAAACUUUAUUUGGGAAUUGUAGUAAAGAUAAAGGGGAAGUUGACCAUAUAAACGAAGAAGUCAAAAAAAAAGGAGAAACAAAAAAGUUCUUUAGCAAAUUUGUAAAAAAAUCUAUUGUAGAAGACGAGGAAUGUGAAAGAGCUCAACAUGAGGUUAAAAAAAAGGAUAAAAAAGGUAAUAAAUUAGUGAAUUGGUUUAGAAAAAAAUUCAACAAGAGGAGAAUGGAGAAGAAAACGGUUCCAAUUGAUAAUUUGGAUAUUGGGAAGGAUAGCGAAAGUAGUGAAAAUCUAAGAUAUAGCCCUCUGGCUUCCAAUGAACUUGCAAAUACCAAUGAGUCCAAAGUUAAUUUAUCCAGGACUCCUAAUGAUAAAGGGUCGAUUAACAAUAAACCGCGCAGUGAAUUUAGCGGCCUCGAAUUUUGGGAAUUGGAAAAAAUUCUAAGAAAACCUGAGUACCAAUUGUCGGAAUUUAGAUGCCAUGGCGUUUUAGGAUGCGGCGCGUAUGGGAAGGUAUUCAAAGUCAAGCGUAAGAAUACCUCCCAAAACUAUGCUAUGAAGUUUGUCAAUAGACGAUAUGUAAAUGGCACUGAGGAUAUGGCCUCUAUAAAGUGGAUUCGAGCAGAAUUACAUGUUCUUGAGACUGUCAAGAACCAUCCUUUCCUGGUUGGCCUUCAUUCCUUUUACCAAACUCCCCACAAGUAUAUAUUGCUGAUGGAUUACAUAUCUGGUGGAAAUCUUAGAUGUAUUCUGAAUAGAUAUGGACGACUGGUGGAGGACCAUGCCAUAUUCUACGGAGGAGAAAUAGCAAUUGCUUUAAAUUUUCUACACGACAAUGGGAUCAUUCAUCGUGAUCUAAAACCCGAAAAUAUACUCAUAGACCGUGAGGGCCAUACCAAACUAGCCGACUAUGGAGCAUGCAUGGAGGGUUUAGCGAAAGGAGAGAAAGUUAACACAUUCUGUGGGACAAUCCCAUAUAUGGCGCCCGAAAUUUGGCAUGGUGAAUAUUAUGAUUUUGGUGUGGAUUGGUAUUCGCUCGGUGUUCUUCUUUAUGAAUUUCUAGUGGGCCCUAUAAUUUUUCGAGGGUCUGAUAAAGCGACGUACUACUACUAUCAAGAAAGGUUUUCCGGUCCAUGGCGUGUGUCAGUCGAAGCUAAUUCUAUUAUGAGUGGACUUCUCAAUAUAGAUCCCAUGGAAAGAUUAGGAAGUAAUCCGAAAACUGGUUUUAGCGAGAUAAUCUCCCAUUCCUUUUUCGCUUCAAUUCAUUGGGAUAUGCUCCUAAACCAGCAAUUGUACCCACCCUUCAAACCGAAAAAAAAAAUAAAAUAUGGAUUUUUGACCUAUUUCUUCGAUUCUUUGCUCUAUUUAGCGUAUGUAAAAGAGUUAAUGUGA
Molecule: messenger RNA, 1404 nt
Organism: Gordionus sp. m RMFG-2023
Lineage: Eukaryota; Metazoa; Nematomorpha; Gordioida; Chordodea; Parachordodidae
Product: protein kinase C zeta type-like
Exons: 14
Coding region: 1-1404 (467 amino acids)
Biological process (GO): protein phosphorylation
Cellular component (GO): nucleus; cytoplasm
Molecular function (GO): protein serine/threonine kinase activity; ATP binding
Source: RefSeq, a predicted model, not a curated record